This is a messenger RNA of Sorghum bicolor (sorghum), 2528 nucleotides long. Its product is annotated as potassium channel KAT4. Gene Ontology annotation, cellular component: membrane. Gene Ontology annotation, molecular function: voltage-gated potassium channel activity. Bases 1 to 1914 code for a protein of 637 amino acids. The transcript is spliced from 8 exons. Gene Ontology annotation, biological process: transmembrane transport; potassium ion transport. The record is from RefSeq and is a predicted model, not a curated record. Lineage: Eukaryota; Viridiplantae; Streptophyta; Magnoliopsida; Poales; Poaceae.
AUGGCAAGAAGAAGAGCAGGGCCAGAGACAGGAAGCUGGACACUGUCGAGCAACCUUCUCCCGGCGCUCGGCGAGGUCUCCUCACCUUCCGUCGGGAACAACACCAUCAACCCUUGCGACUGCCGUUACAGGUGGUGGCAGGCGUCCCUGAUCGUGCUGGUGCUGUACUCAGCGUGGUCGUCGCCGUUCGAGCUGGCUCUCGAGAAGGCCGCCACCACGCCGCUUCUCGUCGUGGACCUGAUCGUCGACGUGUUCUUCGCCGUCGACAUCGCCGUCUCCUUCUUCGUCGCAUACUUCCACAGAUCCGUCAAUCUCUUCGUCGACGACCGCAGGAAGAUCGCGACCAGGUACCUCACACGGCCAUCGUUCGCAAUGGACGUGGCCUCGACGAUCCCGUUCCACGUAAUCUACCGGCUGGUGAGCGGCAGGAGCACUGGAUUCAGAUACCUCAAUCUUCUCCGGCUGUGGAGACUACAGCGCGUCAGUAAGCUCUUUGCGAGGUUGGAGAAGGACAUACGGUUGGACUAUUUCUACACCAGGCUCAUCAAACUCUGCGGCGUGACGUUGCUGGCGGUGCACUCGUCGGCGUGCAUCUUCCUGUGGAUGGCGUUCCACCACCACGGGCACGGGGACGAGGACGAGGACUCGGCAGCGCACACCUGGCUCGGCAGCCAGGUGCGCGACUUCCGGGGCCGCAGCGUCUGGGUCAGCUACACGUACGCGGUGUACUGGUCCACCGCCACGCUCGCCACCGUCGGGUACGGCGACGUGCACGCCGUGAACCCCGGCGAGAUGGUGUUCGCCACCUGCUACAUGCUCUUCAACAUCGGCCUCACCUCAUACAUCAUCGGCAACAUGACCAGCCUCGUCGUCCACGCCGCCACCAACACCUUCGAGAUGAGGGACGUGGUGCGGCGCGUCUCGGCGUUCGUGAGCGCGAACCGGCUGCCGCCGGAGCUGAGAGCGCAGAUGAUGGCGAGCGCGCAGCUCAGGUUCAGCACCGGGGAGGUGAUCCAGCAGCAGCUGCUGUCCGACCUGCCCGCGGCGCUCAGGUCCCGGGUCGCGCACCACCUCUUCAGGGACUCGGUCCAGCGCUGCUACCUGUUUCAGGGAGUCUCCAACGACCUCGUCCUGCAGCUGGUUUCAGAGAUGAGGGCAGAGUAUUUCCCUCCAAACGCUGACAUUGUCCUCCAGAAGGUGACCUCGACAGACUGCUACAUCAUCGUGUCCGGCGCAGUGGACGUGUUAGCGACUGCUGCUGACGGAACAGAGAAGCUGGUGAUGAAGAUGGGGGCACACGGCAUGGCAGGGGAAAUGGGCGUCAUUUUGGGCGUCCCGCAGCCGUUCACCGUCCGUAGCAGCAGGCUCACGCAGGCCGUGUGCAUCAGCCACACCCGUCUUCUGCAGAUCCUCCGUUCCAACACUGCAGAUGCCAACACCGUUUACGCCAAUUUUGUUCAGCACCUCAAGUCUCUCAAGGAAGAAGUUGCAGCGGAUGCGCAGCUUUUCGAGGAAAUCCUUUCCAAAACAAGCAUGGAUGAGCUUCAGAUCGGGGCCAUUUUUCAGAAGCAGCAUCAGAACGGUGAUAGCGGCGCCAGGAUGGUUCCAAGCCAGAAUCAGAAUCCCAGCUUUGGCACCGAGCAACACGAAGAGACCGCUCCCUGCAUGUCGCCGCGUCGACACCGCGGACUACGAGUGGUCAUUCAUGAUAGCUUCCCCAGCGAUGGCGCCGAGAAGCAUCGGAGCCGUGCAGCGGGGAAGCUCGUGCUCCUUCCGGAUUCGCUGCAAGAGCUGAUGAAAGUCGCCGAGGCGAAGUUCGGGAAGGCGGCGAGGCGGGUGCUCACCGUCGACGGCGCCGAGGUCGACGACGUUGCCGUGCUAAGGGACGGAGACCACCUGGUGUUGUCGUGGUAGGACUGACCACUUGCAUCUUGCAAGUAGUACAAGCACGUUUCACCUCUCCCCCUAUUCUCGAAAUUUUACGAAAGAGAAAGGGUGACAAUGAAGUUGAGAAAGGGUGAAACGAAAUUUGGGAGAGUUUCGUGACUGUCACAUCGUGUAAAAGAAAUGAAAUAAAACAAGUAAGGAUGAACCAUCCAUCUUAAAUGUAUAGUUUCAUUUUGUAGUUUUAUAGGCAUUUAAUUUUAUUCAUAAGAGUUGAUAAUCCCACCAAAAAAAGUUUCUAGAUAAAACUCACUUUUCUCUCUUUUUUACCAACAUUGUCAUGUCAUCAAAAACACUUAUAUAGCAGCCUAUUAAAUACAAAUAAAAUUUACAUAAAACUCUUACUAAAACGGACCUAAAUAAAUGCUAAUCUCACGCUUCAAGAAAUCAAUCAAUCUUUGAUCAAAUAUAUAUUUUCGAUUAAUCACAUCAUAUAUUUUCGAUUUAUUAGAUUAAUCACAUCAUAUAUUUCCAAGUAUUCAGAAACACAAAUGUUAAUACUAUUUUCUAUUUCUAUAAAUUUAGUCAAAAUUGAAAAUAUGCAAACAUUUGUCUUUGACAUAUGAACUACUCCCUCAUUCAGG